CAUCAGUGAACAUUUAUUUCUCAAGCAGUGUAAAUAUUACAAAUAUUAAAGCUUAUCGCUGGAAAAAAAAUAAACAAAAUGAAGACACUUUUUGUAGUCAUUUUUGCCAUUAUCUUGAUUCUGAAAGACUCAAAUGCAGUUAAUGUAGAUUGUUCCAUUCAAGAUAAUGUGUGGACUCCUUUUGGACAUUUCAAGGAAUGUCUAGCUUAUAGAGUUGUUUCAAAAGAACCUGGACAGAAAUUAGAAGCAAUUGAAUCUUACACAGAUCUUGCUGAAUUAAAGUCCUUUUACAUUUAUCAAUCUCCAUAUUGCUUUUAUUUGCCAAGUGGCAUUGAAAAAAUAUUCCCAAAUUUGAAAACCUUGAUCAUUGCAUAUAGUGGACUUAUGUCAAUUACUCAAGAUGAUUUAGCACCGUUUCCUGACCUUCUUGGACUUUACAUCGAUGUUACUAAAAUUACAUCAAUUCAUGGCGAUUUGUUCAUCAACAAUAAGAAUUUGGAAGAACUUUCAUUGCAACAAAAUCAAAUCACAUAUGUCGAACCUGAUAGCUUUAAAUUUUUGACAAAAUUGAUAUCAUUUGACUUCAAUGGCAAUUCAUGUCAUAGUAAGAAAGCAAACGGUAGAGAUAAUGUCGAAAGUUUAAUGAUUGAUAUCGAAACAAAUUGUAAUGUUAAAGAGUUUGUUAAGCCCGAAAUUGAAAGUUCAUCUCAAGUUCAAAAUAUUUUGGAUUUGUAUGUAGAUGAAGAUGAUUAAGAAAAUCA
Molecule: messenger RNA, 761 nt
Organism: Chironomus riparius
Lineage: Eukaryota; Metazoa; Arthropoda; Insecta; Diptera; Chironomidae
Source: the annotation of a GenBank genome assembly